AUGCAGUAUAAAUACUUAAGAGUCGCGCCCCAUUUGCUAUUAGCACAGCUGAAGAUAGCACUGGGAAAGCAGCAUCAGCGCGCAGAAGAUGGGGGAAGGCAUACCCAUGGACUAGCGCAUCAAAGCCCCCUAAUUAAUGCAACUAUAGAUGCCAGUGUGUGUGGAAGAGAUGCACUCACCGACAGUUAUGGUUGGUUUGUGCAAGCGCUCCUCGCUUCGCUGGCCUUUGGACUCUUGAUAUUAAAGAGAUUCUGCGAGCCCAAGAAGCACAGGAGAUCAUGGCUGGUCUGGUUCUAUGACACCUCCAAGCAGGGUCUGGGAGCCAUGAUCGUCCACUUCUGCAACGUAUUCUUGUCCGAGGCUUUCAAAGGAGACCCGUGUACAUGGUAUAUCAUCAGUUUUCUCCUGGACUCCACGCUCGGCUUAGUCAUCAUCUGGGCUGGAAUCAGACUGAGCAUUUACAUGGGACAGACGAAGGGCAUGCCGACACUCAUCUUCGGAGAAUAUGGUAAGACCUUAGAGGGUGCCACUGCUUGUUAUGCGGCCUUUGUGGUUUACAUGACUUCAGCAGUUUACUUUACUUAA
This is a messenger RNA of Penaeus monodon (black tiger shrimp), 585 nucleotides long. RefSeq names its product store-operated calcium entry regulator STIMATE-like. Lineage: Eukaryota; Metazoa; Arthropoda; Malacostraca; Decapoda; Penaeidae. The coding region runs from base 1 to 585 and encodes 194 amino acids. Gene Ontology annotation, cellular component: membrane. The transcript is spliced from 5 exons. The record is from RefSeq and is a predicted model, not a curated record.